AUGACUCAAGUUUCAGAAUCACCAUAUCAAAAAGAAAAAUAUUUACGUUUUUAUCAAGAUUACGAUAAUAAAAACAAUGGCGAUGAUGACGAUAACAAUAAUAUUUACCCAGAAGAAUUUUUAAAAGAUUUAGACCAAGAAUUAAUAAAUAAUGAUAAUUUAUUACCAAAUAAUCUUUCAAGAUUCUCAACUGAGUCUUUACACAGUUAUAGUUUUGUCACAAACAACACUUUAUCAUUAGAAAAUAGACAAAAUAUUCUUCGUCGAUCCAUAGACUUUAUGAAAAAUAAAAUAAAAGGAUGGAAAUUUCCUCUAGUACAACAAACUCUACUUUCUUUUGACGAACCUUCUUCCUCCUCUAUCAUUCCGUCUGAUAUCAUACUUCCUUUUGAAUCAAUUGAUUCAAAGUCGUUUAGUUUUUCUGGAAAAUCAAAAAGAACGCUGACUGGACUUUCUUCAAUCUACACUCCUAUAUCUUCAUCGGCUUUACAUUCUACAACUAGAUUCACAUCUCAGAAUCAAGCUAUAAUCACAACCGAUGAUAAAACUAACAUACUAAAUGCUAAUGAUAUCACUUGUUUAGUAUUUGGUUAUUCUAGAGCCGAAGUAUUAAGCAUUAAAGUAUUGAAGUUGAUAGGUAGCCCAUUUCGUGAAAAAAUGGCUCAAACGCUUGCUUCCAGGCUUCAAAACGAAAUUGAUAAUUCUGAAGCCGUGUUGGCAUGUGGUAAAGUGAUACCAAUACAAAGAAAAAAUGAAGAGACUUCUGCUGCUUCGUUAUGGUUAAAGGUGAAAAAAGAUGAAUUGACAACUUUGUAUGGUUAUUCACCCGAAGAACUAUUAGGAAUGAAUAUUAUUACACUAAUUCCAAAAUUAGAUGUUAUCGAUAAAUUUAACGACGAUAAUAACCAUAAUGAUAAUGCAGGUUUAUGUUCAUUUCAUACAGAAUUGGACAUUGAUAAAAUAAAUAAAACAAAAUUUUAUGGCAGCAAAUCAAAGAAUGGUGGCAACUUUCCAAUCAUAGGAAAAAUAACUUUACAAACAAUUAAAGAAGAUAAUAAUAAUGGCAGUGGCAGUGUUAUUGAUAAAAUAUAUGCACUUAAAAUCAUUUCCAUCCCUACCAUUGCCGGUGUUAUAACUGCACACGCUACUGGCGUCAUCCAAUCAUGCAAUUCUGAUUUUGUCAAAUACUUGUUUGGUGUUGGUGCACAAGAACUGAUUGGUAAAAAAAAUAUUGAUAAUUUGUUACCGCAAUUUCCUCAUCUUGUAAAAAUUUUGGAAUCAGAGAGUGCACUCGUGGAAGGAAUUGUGAUAUCUGAAAAUACUUUUCGUAGAGCUGCUUCUUUAUUAUCCGUUGCUACUCCAACCUCUGCUACAAAUCUUUUUCUUUAUACCGCUCAUCCAAAAGAUUGCUCAUCAUCAUCUGCUAGUACAAUAUCAUCCAUAACAGCUACAGUUCCAUUCUCAUCUCAUGGUCCUUCAGGUAUAAUUGCUGUACAUAAAGAUGGCACAGAGUUUGAUGUUGACAUACAAAUGCGUGUCUUGGAAUCUCCUGAUGAACCAUUACAUGCAUUAUGGAUAACCUAUGAUCGUAAUAUAAACUUUUCCAAAGAUCAUGAUGACGGAAAAUCAAAAAUAGAAAGAAUGGAAACAAUUGGUGAAGAUCAUGAUAAUAAAAAAAUCGUUAAAACUCUGGGAGAAGAAAUUUUUGGUUUAUCUAAUUUUAUAGCAGCUGGUGGUAAACCAUCAUUAUCAUCGAUCGAAAAACCUCAAAUCCUCAACUCACCUUUGAUACUACCUACUCCCAAUUCUUUUGAAACUGCAAAAUAUUCGGUAUUGACCCAAUCAAAAAAUAUUAAGGAUUUUCACAUAAUUGAUAUUUUGGGUAAAGGUGCUUAUGGUGAAGCAACAUUAGCAUAUAAUAAAAACGAUCCGGAAAAGAAAAGAGUUGUUCUUAAAUAUGUUAUUAAAUCUCGUAUACUUAUUGAUUGUUGGACGCGUGAUAAACUGUUGGGUACUAUCCCUUUAGAAAUCCAUAUACUUCAUACAUUAAGACGCAUCCCUCAUCCUAAUAUUGUACAAAUGGAUGAUGAUCACUAUUAUAUCGAGAUGGAAUUACAUGGUGCUGGAAUGGAUUUAUUUGAUUAUAUAGAAUUAAACACUCAAAUGCCUGAAUCCGAAAUAAAAUCGAUAUUUCGUCAAGUUGCAAAGGCUAUUCAACACCUGCAUCAUAAUAAAAUUGUACAUCGUGAUAUCAAAGAUGAGAAUGUAAUACUUGAUGAAAAUAAUAAUGUCCAAUUGAUAGAUUUUGGAUCCAGUGCUUAUAUAAAGGAAGGUAAAAAAUACGAUACUUUCUGUGGAACUGUUGAUUAUGCUGCUCCUGAGGAAAACCCAUUCUAUAACAUUGAUGAAAUCAUUGCUGGAGAUUUAAGAAUUCCAUAUAUAUUAUCCGAAGGGUCAAUUGAUCUUAUCAAAAGAAUACUUGAACGUGAUGUUGAUAGACGUCCAACUAUUGACGAUAAAGACUUGGCAGAACGUGGUGCUGGAAUGGAUUUAUUUGAUUAUAUAGAAUUAAACACUCAAAUGCCUGAAUCCGAAAUAAAAUCGAUAUUUCGUCAAGUUGCAAAGGCUAUUCAACACCUGCAUCAUAAUAAAAUUGUACAUCGUGAUAUCAAAGAUGAGAAUGUAAUACUUGAUGAAAAUAAUAAUGUCCAAUUGAUAGAUUUUGGAUCCAGUGCUUAUAUAAAGGAAGGUAAAAAAUACGAUACUUUCUGUGGAACUGUUGAUUAUGCUGCUCCUGAGGAAAACCCAUUCUAUAACAUUGAUGAAAUCAUUGCUGGAGAUUUAAGAAUUCCAUAUAUAUUAUCCGAAGGGUCAAUUGAUCUUAUCAAAAGAAUACUUGAACGUGAUGUUGAUAGACGUCCAACUAUUGACGAUGUUUUAAAUCAUCAUUGGUUAUGUGAAGAUUAA
This is a messenger RNA of Entrophospora sp. SA101, 2967 nucleotides long. The record is from the annotation of a GenBank genome assembly. NCBI's taxonomy places the organism in Eukaryota, Fungi, Glomeromycota, Glomeromycetes, Entrophosporales, Entrophosporaceae.